Messenger RNA from Thecamonas trahens ATCC 50062, 1496 nucleotides. RefSeq lists its product as uncharacterized. The transcript has 2 exons. Lineage: Eukaryota; Apusomonadida; Apusomonadidae. The record is from RefSeq and is a predicted model, not a curated record. Bases 1 to 1494 code for a protein of 497 amino acids.
AUGAUUGAGAAGCUAGCGGUCGGCUUCUUUGACAUGGCAAAGACGCUGAAGAAGUCGAUCAAGGCGCUGGAACGCGGCAAGGGCGUCGGCGGUGAGGAACUGACCCACUCGUAUGCGCUGUCGGUCACGGCGGGCGUCGUCAAGCAGAUGGCGGCGUGGAACGAGCGGUUCCACACCCGGUUUUCGGUCUUCCACGACACAGUGAGCGCGUUUUCCAAGUCUGCGUCGAAAAAGUCCAAGCGGCUUGCGUCAGACAACAAGGCCAAGCUGAAGGAGCUGGAUGAUCUGCGGCACAGGAUCAAGACGAGCAAGAAGGAGUCUGAGGCGCGGAACAACGCAGCAAAAGAGGCAUCGGACGACAUGUCGUCCAAGAACUAUCUCAAGUUCAAAAAGAAGGCCGACGCUGCGCUGUCGCAAUACAAGGCGUCUGUGGAGCAGUUCAACACGGCCGAGGAAGAGUACAUUGGUGAGUUGCGUCCGCAGUACAUCACCGAUCUCGAGGGUGUGGAGAAGUCACGGCUGGAGCUUGUGCGGCAGCUGAUGGCCAUUGUGCGCUCGUUUGUCAAGAUGCCGUCGGACCAGUGGGCGUCGCAGAUUUCCGACGCUCUCUCGCAGUGCGACGAAAAGACAGACAUGGACUUGUUUGUGGGCGAGACCCGCGAGGCACUCUCAGCCUCAGACGUUUCGUCGAUUGUGACGGAGCAGGCGUCGAUCACAACCACGGCCGAGAAGCGGGUCUUCUUCCAGCGAAUGUUCAAGGACGUCUUUGGUGCGCCUUUCAUUCGCGAGAAGAUUGCCCGCCGCCAGCGUCGCGCCGAUCGCCGUGCCGCCGGUCGCCACCUCACGCUUGCCGAUCUAGCCGCCGCCGGCGCCGCCGCAGCCUCCUUCGGCCCGUCGGCUGUCGCCACCUACUCGUCGCCGGUCAAAAGAGGCGAGUCUAGGAAAGAGAAGAAGAGCGCCGGCAAGAGCAAGAAGGGCAAGGCGAAAUUGUCCAAGGAUCCGGAUCGCAAACGAAAGCGGUUUUCGACUCUGCUCCGCCGCCGCAAGCAGCCUCCGCCGCCGCCUAAUCGCGAGUCGUCGGUCGAUGUCGAACGACUUCAGGCCCAGCUCGCCGCCGCCGAUCCUGACGCCCCUCCCGCCGCUGGUGGCGGUGAGGUUCCCGAAUCGGAAGAGUAUGACACAUCCUUCAUUCCACCGCCGCCUGCAGGUGGACCGCCUUCAGGUGGACCGCCUUCAGGUGGACCGCCUUCAGGUGGGCCACCUUCAGGUGGGCCGCCUCACGAGCCGAACAAUGGCAGCAGCACCCCGCCUGGCAAUGGCGAUGAGUACGAUACGUCGUUUAUUCCGCCUCCACCAGCCGGCGGACCGCCGCCUGUCCACAACGCCACCGCCCACACCCCACAAUCCGGCACCCAAGCCGACAAGGCCGAGCCGGGCACGCAGCGCGCCUCGCACUCUGAUGGUGGCUGGUCAUCGUCCGGUGAUGAAGUCUAGCG